Molecule: messenger RNA, 396 nt
Organism: Wallemia ichthyophaga EXF-994
Lineage: Eukaryota; Fungi; Basidiomycota; Wallemiomycetes; Wallemiales; Wallemiaceae
Exons: 1
Coding region: 1-396 (131 amino acids)
Biological process (GO): translation; ribosomal small subunit assembly
Cellular component (GO): ribosome
Molecular function (GO): rRNA binding; structural constituent of ribosome; mRNA binding
Source: RefSeq, a predicted model, not a curated record
AUGCGCGAUGGAAAGAAAGCUAGAGCCGAGAGUCACCUUAAUAAAACCCUCACUGAAAUGCGCUCUCUCACUGCAAACUCCACUGAACCCGUUUCCUUACUCAGAAACGCUAUCGCUAUGGCUGCACCUUCUUUCCGUCUAAGCAGUAGCAAGCGUAACAAUAAAGUUCUACAUACUCCACUGGCACUUAACGAACGUCAGAGGAUUAGACUUGGUUUCCAUGCCCUAAUGAAGGCUUCUGAUAAACGUAAUGAAAAGUUCCUGCAUCAUAGACUGGCGAGAGAGGUUCUCGCUAUACUUGAACAACAAUCUGAUGUUCUUAAGAGGAAGGAGGAGAUUCACAAGAGUGGGGCUAUCAAUAGAGCUAAUUUGGUACAAGCGAUGAUGAGGAGGUGA